AUGUUCAUAACUAUCUUGGCACUCUUUACAUCGGUCUGUAUCCGCGUAACUGCUGCUGGCAGCAUUGCAAUCCUUCCUAGCCCAACCUGUUUUCUAAAUCUCAACUACACUGUCGCCGCUGGCGAAACAUGUCAGACGAUAGCCCAAAACCUAUCCGUGUCAACAAACGACAUCAUAGCUCUCAACUGCCUGAACCCGCAGUGCACAAACCUCAGAGCCAACAGUACAAUAUCUCUCCCUGGAUGUUGCACUACCUAUACUGUCCAGCAGAAUGAUACCUGCACUUCGAUUGCCUCCCCAGCUCGCAACCUGAGCCUAACGAACUUUUACACAUUCAACCCGGCGCUCAACAGCAACUGCUCGAACCUCCUCUUCGGUUCCAAUGUCUGCCUCUCUCAACCAAAUGGUACUCCACUCAGUCUGCCGUCUUGUUCAGCCCAGAACAGUGCCUCCAGCACAAGUGCAGGCACAUCUGCACCAUCCGUCGCCUCCGGCACGAAUACUACCUGCCUUCCACUGUAUACCGCGGAAACUGGCGACACUUGCGACAGUAUUGCACGGGUGUACCACUUUACCCCCCAGUAUUUCCAACAAAUCAACCCAUCUAUUAAUGGUGCUUGUACCAAUAUCAUUGCCGGGCUGGAAUACUGCGUCUCCCAGCCCUAA
Letharia columbiana is the source of this 666-nucleotide messenger RNA. RefSeq lists its product as uncharacterized. The transcript has 3 exons. The coding region runs from base 1 to 666 and encodes 221 amino acids. The record is from RefSeq and is a predicted model, not a curated record. Lineage: Eukaryota; Fungi; Ascomycota; Lecanoromycetes; Lecanorales; Parmeliaceae.